Mobula hypostoma (lesser devil ray) is the source of this 1754-nucleotide messenger RNA. Its product is annotated as nucleoprotein TPR-like. Bases 720 to 1727 code for a protein of 335 amino acids. The record is from RefSeq and is a predicted model, not a curated record. The transcript has a single exon. NCBI's taxonomy places the organism in Eukaryota, Metazoa, Chordata, Chondrichthyes, Myliobatiformes, Myliobatidae.
UUAUUCUUGUCAUUUAUAUUGUGAAUAAAGUUUAUUUUGAUAAAAAGAUUCUGAUGUACAGUGUCUACUUUUCCCAUUAAAGUUUUCCCAAAGAAUAUAAUUCCUUUUGUAGUUCGUUCGUGUUAAAAUGAAAUGAACUUUCUGCUGCUUGGAGAAGUAAUGUUCCUCCACGGUGAUUUUGUUACAAAUGUAGCUGGUCGUAUUUACUUUAGAAAGGUAGGGAAUGUGUGAGGAGAGAAUGGAUGGGAGUGCUGCGAUGCCCUUUUCGGGCCUCCGUUCUGACACGUGAUGUCCGGAGCCAUGGAAGCGGAAGCGCACGGACGUUUCGGACAGGCGCUCCGCUGGCGGUCGGCCGGGAGAUGGUGAUUCAUGUUCUCGUACUGCUUCGGUUCUUUGGCUUUGCUCCCAUUCAGUGUCGCAGACAGAUUCAUUCUUUACCAUCACCAUCAUCACUGCCAGAUUCUGUUCUUCGGCCCGGCCAUCGCGUGUCAGAACGGACACCCAAAACAAAUCAAACCUGGCAGUGGCUGGACCGUAAUCGGGCAUAAGAGGGGUGACCGAUCCAGUGUCCCCUUCACAGUCACGUCAGCUCCGACCACCUGAAAGUGUUCGGAGGGGCUGAGGCGUGCGGCAACUACUGGCUAGAGCGGACUGCACUGCCAAGGUGAAACGGAAACUGCGACUGUGGGGAGGGUUCACGGCUCACCCUGCUGCUGCUGAUGUCCAAGCCGGAGGCAUCAACUGCGCCAUUCAUGAGGCUGGACGGUACCCCCAGAUGGGAACGGCGAAGGCAGCCCAGCUGCGAGACGCCUUUGGCACCCUCACAGGCGGAACACAGCCACAAGCCACCUGGACACGAUCGGACAGCUCCAAGACAGCAACAGGCAGUUGUUGAAAGACUAGCUUCACGAGCUCGACACUCACCAAGGAGACCACCACAUCCUCUUCCGCCAAGACUUACAAUACAACCUCCAGCCCCAGAACUGGGACCACCUGCACAGAGAUUUCCACCAGCGAGGCAACCUUCAUCAAGUCGAGGGGGAAUUCAGCUUACUCCAGGCAUUGGAGGGGUGCAGCAACAUUUUGUUGAUGAAGAUGACAGAAUGGUGCCCAGUACACCGACACUUGUUGUGUCCCACCGAUCAAAUGGGUUUGCAGAAGCCAUUCCUUCUCCCCAGGUUGCAGGAGUCCCUCGAUUUAGGUUUGGACCACCUGAAGAUAUGAAUCAAACUAGUUCAAGUCCAUCUGAUCUUGGGCAAUUGGCAUCACAAGGAGGUUUAAGAAUGUAUGAGACACCAAUUUAUCUUGCUGCUGUUCACGAAGAUGAAUCUGGAGGCCGCAGUGUACCGACCACACCGCUGCAAGUUCAUGCACCAGUGACUGUUCUCAGUGAGGGACCACAAACAGAUAUAACUGAGCAUGCCUCCCAGUCUGUUCCUAUGUUUGCAACAUCCACGAGCAAUCUGUCCAGCACAGUUGAAUCUGGAGGUGGUGAUGAUGGUGAUGAAGUGUUUAUUGAAGGAGCAGACCAAGAAGGGCUUAAUUCAGAUGUUAUGUUAGAAAUUGAAGGACAUCAGGAGGAAGAAUCUGCCCAGCCUUCAGACGAAGCUGAUAUUCCAUCCACUGGCCAGGAUCCUCCUCCUAGUUCAGCUGAUGCUGCCAUCACACAACUUAAACUUCUGAGAAGAGUACGACUUUAUCCACAGAUGGGGCGAAUUGCAGCUUGAGGACGACAAUUCAUUAGCCGAAGAGGU